AUGUCUCCAAUCAAUUGCCACGAAUUGCACCAGCUUUUCAAGAUUCUGGACACGAAUGAAGAUGGUCUAGUGAGCAUCGAGGAACUUAAAGGGCUUCUCGAGAAAACCGGAGUUCAAAUAAGCUUAGACGAGCUCAAAACCCUAGUUGGUAAUACAGGUCUUGACCUCAUGGACUUUUGGGUGUUUUAUGAUGUUUUUAACAAGCAUAACCCAAUUGAUGGCCAUCAUAGAUCAAAAGAGGUGGAGCAAGAGAUGAUGGAGGGUGAUAUCUUGAAAGCUUUUAAAGUGUUCGACAUGAAUGAUGAUGGAUUCAUCUCAAGCAAAGAGCUACAAAGCACCUUGUCAAGAUUAGGGCUAUGGAAUGAUGAUUGUGGCCAGAGGAGUUGUAGGAGCAUGAUUGAAUUUUAUGAUACAAAUAAUGACGGAGUGCUUGAUUUUGAGGAGUUUAAAAAUAUGUUGUUAUUGCCAAAGUCAUUUGACUCAACUGACGCUCCCUUCCUAGCCUUGGCCUUCUUCCUUCGCCGUCUUGUUUCUCCAUCGACGCCGACCCUUCCCUGCUCAACAACGCCGCCGUCCACCGCUAGUCCACCAUCCUCCUCUUCAGCACUUUCCUCCACCAGGGUCGAUCUGCAACUCCGACGGUAA
Molecule: messenger RNA, 645 nt
Organism: Lactuca virosa
Lineage: Eukaryota; Viridiplantae; Streptophyta; Magnoliopsida; Asterales; Asteraceae
Source: the annotation of a GenBank genome assembly